Drosophila innubila is the source of this 1523-nucleotide messenger RNA. RefSeq names its product serine/threonine-protein phosphatase 2A activator (gene Ptpa). The record is from RefSeq and is a predicted model, not a curated record. Bases 190 to 1422 code for a protein of 410 amino acids. Gene Ontology annotation, molecular function: peptidyl-prolyl cis-trans isomerase activity; protein tyrosine phosphatase activator activity. Lineage: Eukaryota; Metazoa; Arthropoda; Insecta; Diptera; Drosophilidae. The transcript is spliced from 4 exons. Gene Ontology annotation, cellular component: nucleus; protein phosphatase type 2A complex; cytoplasm. Gene Ontology annotation, biological process: mitotic spindle organization.
AAACUACAUUUCGAAAUUAGCUGUGCCGUCUCGGUCUUAGCUAUUUUGCAUCGCAAAUGCAGCUAUUGUUUGGAUGCUUUUCAGAGAAAAACGGCUAUUUUUUCCUCUAAAAAGUUGGCAACAGUGCUCAAAACAAAACGUAAUUAAUUAAAAAUAAUAAUAAAGGAAUAUAAUCAAUUUAAGAAGAGCAUGGCAGAUGCCAAUGCGAUGGCAACAGGCAAGUUGCCGGUUUGUGAGAAGCGAGUGAAUCACAUCGGAGAUUUGGCUUUGUGGCAGCGAUCCCGUGCCUAUCAUGACCUGAUUGGGUAUAUCAACGGCACCAGCUCGGCCAUACAGGGUAUCAAGACAACUGAUGAAAUGUACGAAUCGGAAAUGCUACAUAAGUUGCUAGGACUUUUCGAUCAACUGGAGAAACUGGUGGAGCAGCAUCCUCCAUUAGAUCAACCACAACGGUUCGGCAACAAAGCGUAUCGGGAUUGGGCGCGUAAAAUGCGGGAACAGCUGCCGGAGUUGCUGGGACAAGUGUUGCCCACAUCGAAGCACAAGUAUCUGGACGAGCUGCUUCAAUAUCUGAUGGAAGCCUUUGGCAAUGCGACCCGCAUUGACUACGGCACCGGGCAUGAGCUCUCCUUUCUGUUCUUCAUGUGUGCACUCUUCAAGGCCGAGAUACUGCUGGAACAGGACAUUGUAAGCGCUGCACUGCGUCUCUUUAAACGGUAUUUGGACUUUGCCAGACAACUUCAGCGCACCUACAACAUGGAGCCGGCGGGCAGUCAGGGCGUAUGGUCGCUGGACGACUUUCAGUUUGUGCCCUUUAUCUGGGGCAGUGCACAGCUGGCGGUCAAGAGUCCCUUUGAUCCGGCUAGGUUCGUGGAUGAUCAAAUCAUUAAUGAUUUCAAGGAACACUUCAUGUUCAUCAGCUGCAUUGAUUACAUCUGCAAGGUGAAGACCGGACACUUUGGCGAGCACUCCAAUCAACUGUGGAGCAUUACGGCCGUCCCGUCCUGGAUCAAAAUCAAUGCUGGCCUCGUCAAGAUGUACCAAAAGGAGAUUCUUUCCAAGUUUCCUGUCAUACAGCACGUCUACUUUGGGGAACUGAUGUCCUUUGAAACGGUUGCCGCAGGCACAACGAUAACAAAUGCACGCCUGGGUCAAGUGGCUCCGCCGCCGUCCAAGCGCAUCUGCAUCUCAACGUCAACGAUAGCGAAUCUCGUGCCGCCAACGCCGCUUGUGAUGCCACCGCCGCCUGCAGAGGCAUUGAACAAUGAUGCGAACGUCGGCGAUUCCAGCAGCGAGAGCAGCGAUAAUAGCGUUGUCCUCCGACCUCGCACUGAAUCACCUGCCGUAGUCAUCGAAGGAUCCGGUGAUAAGUCCACCAAUCAAACUGAUGGUGAGCUUUCCAAGGAUCAGCAGGCGGAUUAAGGUCGAAUUUGAUGGAGGAAUCUGUUAAAAUUGUCAGUGGUUGCGUUUAAGCUUCGAUUAAAAUGUAUGCUAAAUUAUAUAAUAUGUAAACAGUUGAAAAA